Messenger RNA from Penicillium argentinense, 594 nucleotides. RefSeq names its product Taurine catabolism dioxygenase TauD/TfdA. Gene Ontology annotation, molecular function: 2-oxoglutarate-dependent dioxygenase activity. The transcript has 4 exons. The coding region runs from base 1 to 594 and encodes 197 amino acids. The record is from RefSeq and is a predicted model, not a curated record. Gene Ontology annotation, cellular component: cytoplasm. NCBI's taxonomy places the organism in Eukaryota, Fungi, Ascomycota, Eurotiomycetes, Eurotiales, Aspergillaceae.
AUGCCCGGCGCUGACGACACCGCUGAUGCCGGCUCCAAUGAUAGCCACACGUCGAAUGUCAUCAAUUUGACUCGGCACAUUGGCACUGAAAUCGUCGGGCUGCAGCUCAAAGACCGGACGGACAAACAGGAAGAUGAACUGGGACUUCUGAUUGCCGAGCGCAGUGUGGUCUUCUUCCGGGACCAGGAUAUCUCUCCACAGCAACAGAAGGAACUAGGGGAGUGGAUUGGCGAAAUCGAAGUUCAUCCCCAAGUUGCGCAGGUCCCUGGAGUCCCCGGCGUCACAGUAAUUUUGCCAGAACUCCAAGCUGCCGAGAGCGAUUUAAUUCUCGGAUACUUAUGCGACGUUUACAAGAAGAACCCGGAUAUCCAAAUUCACUUCAAAUUGAAUCCACGGACGAGUGCUCUCUGGGAUAACAGAAAGCUCACCUCGAGUAGAAUCACGAUCCAUAACACCAGUUGGGACUAUGAGGGUUCGCAGCUGAGACAUGGGACUCGAGUGACGUCGCUUGCAGGGAAACCUGUCUUUGAUUCAGAUGCGCCGACGAGGCGAGAUAAUCUUUUUGAAUUCAGAAGAAAUCGAGGAGCUGGCUAG